Messenger RNA from Hordeum vulgare subsp. vulgare (domesticated barley), 8209 nucleotides. RefSeq names its product photosystem I assembly protein Ycf3. Bases 7327 to 7839 code for a protein of 170 amino acids. The transcript has 3 exons. NCBI's taxonomy places the organism in Eukaryota, Viridiplantae, Streptophyta, Magnoliopsida, Poales, Poaceae. Gene Ontology annotation, molecular function: protein binding. The record is from RefSeq and is a predicted model, not a curated record.
AAGAUAUCUCUGAUAAGGGCUAUAGCUCAGUUCGGUAGAGCAACUCGUUUACACGUGCGCCAAUGCUUUUCAAAGGAGCUUAUUAUGCAAUGAACAUAAUCGAUCUUAUUGCAAAAUCAAUGUCUUACUUCAUAGAUUCGAGAGAAUAGGAGAACAGUAGCCUGACAAACAGUCGGUUCAGUCCGAUUCAGGUGCCAAUUCAGGUGCCUAAUCAAAUAGAACCCUUAUGGAUUUGCUAGUUGAUAAGGUAAAUAUCCAGCCCACUAAAUGCUAGGCGUAAUGAGGAUAAGGGCCUCCAAAAAACUUCUUUUCGUUCUAUGAACUUUAAGGUGUAUGAAGUCUCAUAGUUAACUCUUGCAGUGGAACGAUAGAGACUCCAUUUCACUUAGGUUGAUUUAAUUUAGACCAGAGGCAGACCUAAGUCAAGGUAAUCCUCCUUUGAAACACUUUGGUAUUGCUCCUAGAUAGAUCAUAAUACAAAAAAUCAAUCAGAGCACAGGGAGCCAUCUCAUUAUCUUUCCGUAAAGAAAAACUAUGGUGGACUAACUGAUCUUUAAAUCAGUUUAUGAAAGAGCCCAAUGCAAAAAAAUGCAUGUUGGGUCUUUGAAACAGUUCAAAUCAUUUCGAUAAUAAUCCGUUUGAUCUGUUUUACCGAGAAGGUCUACGGUUCGAAUCCGUAUAGCCCUAAUAUGCCCUUUUUUCUAUUUUAGGAUCUCUAUCCUAUGUUUUCUUUAGUUUAGUAUAGUUUUCAUUUUCGCAUUAGUAUUUGUUUAUAGACUGGAUAGGCGCCUGCGACAUAGAAUAGAGAUAAAAGCAUUACCAAAGGCUCAUUCAUCGAAAAUCAAAAUCAUACAGACAGGAAAAGAAAAACGAAAAAUAGAAAAAAUAAAGUAAAGAGUAAAUAAGAAAACAGAAUAUUCUGUCUCAUAGUUCUGAAAUAGAGUUCUUUAUUUUUAUUUUUAUAGUAUUACUUCUCAUUAUACUGCAUAGAUUAGUCCUACUAUCUUAAUUAGGUUCUAAUUAUUCUAAUUAGUAGUAUUCUCAUUUUUAUUUAAUAGUCUCUUAUUAUUAUUAAAUAGUAAAUAAAGGAUAGAGCUAUUCUUUUUUUAUAGAGAUUCUAGAGAAAGCGAGACAAAGUGAAACGAUAAAGUUUUCUUUAUAUAAGAAUUAGAUCUACAUACACCAUAUCUAAAUAGAAUGGAAAUCCAAAAGAAAGGGAGUUGGGAUUCCAUUGGAUGAAUCUUUAAAGAAGAUGCAGCACAGAGGAAACAAAGGCUAAACUAAGCGCUUUUGUUUGAACAAAAAAGAUUCUUGUUUCACCGAGGAAAAGAGAGAAGUUCUGGAUAAAUUGACAAUGCUGAAUUGAAUUGACUAAUUUAAGUUCCGCCUAUUCCACAUUAAUGGGAGUACAUUAUGUUUCUGCUUCACGAAUAUGAUAUUUUUUGGACAUUUCUAAUAAUAGCAAGCCUUAUUCCUAUUUUGGCAUUUUCGAUUUCAGGGCUUUUAGCCCCGGUUAGUGAAGGACCAGAGAAGCUUUCUAGUUAUGAAUCGGGUAUAGAACCCAUGGGAGGGGCUUGGGUACAAUUCCGAAUACGCUAUUAUAUGUUUGCGCUCGUUUUUGUUGUUUUUGAUGUGGAAACCGUCUUUCUAUACCCUUGGGCAAUGAGUUUCGACGUAUUGGGUGUAUCCGUUUUUAUCGAAGCUUUGAUUUUCGUGCUUAUCUUAGUUGUCGGUUUAGUUUAUGCAUGGCGAAAAGGAGCCUUGGAAUGGUCUUAACUGAAUAUUUAGACAAAAAAAAAGAAGGAAAAGAUUCUAUUGAGACAGUUAUGAAUUUGAUUGAGUUUCCCUUACUUGACCAAACAAGUUCCAAUUCUGUUAUUUCAACUACACUAAAUGAUCUUUCGAAUUGGUCAAGACUCUCCAGUUUAUGGCCCCUUCUAUACGGUACCAGUUGUUGUUUCAUUGAAUUUGCUUCAUUAAUAGGUUCACGAUUCGAUUUUGAUCGUUAUGGAUUGGUACCAAGAUCAAGUCCUAGGCAAGCAGACCUAAUUUUAACAGCCGGUACGGUAACAAUGAAAAUGGCUCCGUCUUUAGUGAGAUUAUACGAGCAAAUGCCUGAACCAAAAUACGUCAUUGCUAUGGGAGCCUGUACUAUUACAGGGGGAAUGUUCAGUACGGAUUCCUAUAGUACUGUUCGGGGAGUUGAUAAGUUAAUUCCUGUGGAUGUCUACUUGCCGGGCUGCCCUCCUAAACCGGAGGCAGUUAUAGAUGCCCUAACAAAACUUCGUAAGAAGAUAUCGCGAGAAAUAGUUGAGGAUCGAACUCUAUCUCAAAAUAAAAAAAGAUGUUUUACUACCAGUCACAAGCUUUAUGUUAGGCGCAGUACUCAUACAGGAACUUAUGAGCAAGAAUUGCUCUAUCAAUCACCAUCGACAUUAGAUAUAUCUUCUGAAACUUUUUUAAAAUCCAAAAGUCCAGUACCUUCCUACAAAUUAGUGAAUUAGGAGGGGGGGGCUCUUUUGUGUAGAAAAAGAAAAAGCAGAGCAAUCUUUCAAACUUGCAUCCGAAAUGGGAAAUAUUUAUACAAAGAGGGAGAGAUGAAGACAAUGCAGCAGGGUUGGUUAUCUAAUUGGCUAGUCAAACAUGAGGUGGUUCAUAGAUCUUUGGGCUUUGAUCACCGAGGAAUAGAGACUUUACAAAUAAAAGCAGGGGAUUGGGAUUCCAUUGCUGUCAUUUUAUAUGUAUAUGGUUAUAAUUAUUUACGCUCCCAAUGUGCUUAUGAUGUAGCACCCGGUGGAUCUUUAGCUAGCGUGUAUCAUCUUACAAGAAUACAAUACGGUAUAGAUAAUCCAGAAGAAGUCUGCAUAAAAGUCUUUGCCCAAAAGGAUAAUCCUAGAAUUCCGUCUGUCUUCUGGAUUUGGAGAAGUGCCGAUUUUCAAGAACGCGAAUCUUAUGAUAUGGUGGGAAUCUCUUAUGAUAAUCAUCCGCGCCUUAAACGUAUCCUAAUGCCUGAAAGUUGGAUAGGCUGGCCCUUACGUAAGGACUAUAUAACCCCCAAUUUUUAUGAAAUACAAGAUGCUCAUUGAAUGAUAAGAAAUUCGUGCUCACUUAUACAACACAACUCCAGAUUUUAUUCAAGUCAAGGAAUAUUUUUAGGUUCUUUUCCUAGAUGAAACGGAAUACCUAUUUAUAAUUAAUUCCUAUUAUACAAAAGCAUUCCAGAUAGACUGAGCCAAAAAAGGGUUUCAUUUGGAUUCCCCUAUUUUGAAAAUCACAUAUUAAUUUCCUUCAUAUGAACAGAAAAAUAGGAUGACUCAAAGAAGUUCUCUACCAGGAACUUUGUAUCGCGCACAUGACUUAGCACAACUAGGAAAAUAAGAUAAGAUAAAGAUAAGCAAGACUAAAAAAAUAUUCGUCGGAAUAGUGGAAUACAAAAUAAAGAAACGCAAAAAAAUAAAGGGGAACCUAAUCUCACCCCCUUCCUUAUCAUAAAGAAAGGGUAUAUUUUAAAACUUCUCUAAAAAGAAGUGCCUCUAUAUUUAUAUUAUAGAUUUAUCCACUUAGAUGAAUAAAUCAUACUCUAUCUAUAUUAUAUAUUAUUAAUAAAUAUGUAUCACAAUCCAUCUCGAGGUAUUUGGAUCAAUACCUAUUCGGUGGAUCUUUUUUUUUCUCUGCCAGGAACCAGAUUUGAACUGGUGACACGAGGAUUUUCAGUCCUCUGCUCUACCAACUGAGCUAUCCUGACCUUUUCUUGUGCAUCAUCCUAGUAGAGUAUUUGUAUCUAUGUCAAUUAAAAGGACUAAAAAAUCAAUUAAAGUAUUUCAAAUUCAAAAUUUGAAAGGGGGGGGGUAGCCCUAUGCAUUGUGCAUGGUUUACUUAAAUAAUACUUAAAAAUAGAGUGAAUAACCAAGAUUUCUUGCCGAUACUCUAAUAAAAAAGAAAUCUAUUCAAUGAAUAGGAUAAGAUCCAUUGAGUUCUCUUCGCAUUCCUUUCCUUUGUGAAAGAGUAGAAUGAGAAAGCUAAUGAAUCUUAAACCCAUUGAUAAAAAGAAAAAAAAAGAGGAUUUGGGGAUAGAGGGACUUGAACCCUCACAACUUAAAAAGUCGACGGAUUUUCCUUUUACUAGAAAUUUCAUUGUUGUCAGUAUUGACAUGUAGAAUGGGACUCUCUCUUUGUCCUCGUCCGAUUAAUCCACUUUCUUUUUAAAAGUUCUCAAAACUUUGAAUUUGAAUUGAAGAAUUUGAUUAUUCAAUAUUCGAAUGGAGUGGAUUCACAAUAAUUCAAAAUAAAAUUAUGAUAUGAGUUUUUUAUUUCAUAAUCAUUUCGAAUUUUAUUUUGAAAUUUUAAAAAAGAUAAAGAACCUAUAUUAUAAUAUGAGUUCUGUGAUUAAUCGUUUGCUAUGUCAGUAUCUAUACGUGUUUAUUAAAUGUAUAAAGUAUAAAACCCCUCUUUCUCUAAUUUAGAAUUAGAAGGAAUUCCACUAACAACACAACGUAAUUAACUCGAUUCGUUAGAACAGCUUCCAUUGAGUCUCUGCACCUAUCCUUUUCCUUUGUAUUCUAGUUCGAGAAUCCCUUCUCAAAACACGGAUUUGGCUCAGGAUUGCCCUUUUUUAAUUCCAGGGUUUCUCUGAAUUUGGAAGUUACCACUUAGCAGGUUUCCAUACCAAGGCUCAAUACAAUCAAGUCCGUAGCGUCUACCGAUUUCGCCAUAUCCCCACUUCCCUCUUCUUUGAGACCAGGAUUCCUUGUGUAAUUUCAUCCAUCUCUUAGUUUUUUUUUUGAAUCAUUGAGUUCAUCACUCAACGUAGUCUAGCAGUUCAGUUCGACUCUAUUUGAGAGACCCCGCUUGCUUAUUGCAAUUCUGAAUUACAUUGAUUCUAUCCUUGAUGUAUUUGCAAUUCAAUCCGAAUCAAUAUAUCCAAAACUUUUUAUCUCCCCCACCUCCCGUCUUACUUUUUUAUAGUAUUCGAAAUUAUACUAUAACGCUGGAUAUUUAUUCUUUUUUUCUAAUCAGAAUUAUCAAUUUUAUUUACUCUGACUUUAUGUUCCCCUUAGUGAAAUAUUAAUCCUCAAAUUAUUAACAAAUAAUAAAGUCUAUAAUGAUCGAAUGAAAAUACCCAUAAAGUCUAUAAUUUUCUUUUUAAAUAUCCUAUAGUUAAGCAUAUCAAGCUAACUUUAUCUUUAAGAAGUUUUAGUAUUUUUUUAUUUAGUAUUUUUUUAUAAGUAGAACUUCAAAUUUAGAACUAGUUAAUAGCUAAGAGUAAUAACUAAUAUCUGAGAUUUUACGGAUUUCCUAUACUAUACCUAUUUCUAUUUGUUACACUAUUUCCGUUAUGUAAGCCCACUUAGCUCAGAGGUUAGAGCAUCGCAUUUGUAAUGCGAGGGUCAUCGGUUCAAAUCCGAUAGUCGGCUUUUUUUUUCUCUAUCGAUGUUCUACGAACAAGAAUCUCUUUUUUUCCGAAUUAAAUGGAGAAUCCAGGAUCUUUUAUGUUUUUUACCUUACUAUUUUGCUAGAUACAAAACAAUAAAAUAAAUAAUAUAUAUACAAAAAAUACAAAAAAUACAGAUUUUGAUGAAAUUCCAUUUUUUGUGGUACUUUAGUUGAUUUUACUCUGUUUAUCCUGUAGUUUAAUUCAGUUUUAAUUUCGAUGUAUUCUGUAAUGUAAAUACAAUGAAAUUAAUUGUGUAAAAUGAAAUUUCAAUAAAAAAAAGGAGUCUUCAUGUCCCGUUAUCGAGGACCUCGUUUAAAAAAAAUACGCCGUUUGGGAGCUUUACCAGGACUCACUAGAAAAACACCUAAAUCCGGAAGUAAUCUUAAAAAAAAAUUCAAUUCUGGGAAAAAGGAGCAAUAUCGUAUUCGUCUUCAAGAAAAACAGAAAUUGCGUUUUCAUUAUGGUCUGACAGAACGACAAUUACUUAGAUAUGUACAUAUCGCUGGAAAAGCAAAAAGGUCAACAGGCCAGGUUUUACUACAAUUACUUGAAAUGCGUUUGGAUAAUAUCCUUUUUCGAUUGGGUAUGGCUUCAACCAUUCCUGGGGCCCGCCAAUUAGUCAACCAUAGACAUAUUUUAGUUAAUGGCCGUAUAGUCAAUAUACCAAGUUUUCGUUGCAAACCCCGAGAUAUUAUUACUACGAAAGAUAACCAAAGAUCAAAAGGUCUGGUUCAAAAUUAUAUUGCUUCAUCGGACCCGGGGAAAUUGCCAAGCCAUUUGACGAUUGACACAUUGGAAUAUAAAGGACUAGUAAAUAAAAUCCUAGAUAGGAAGUGGGUCGGUCUCAAAAUAAAUGAGUUGUUAGUUGUAGAAUAUUACUCUCGUCAGACUUGAACUUAAUGAAAAAAGGAAAGGUUCAUAGAAUUUUCUUCCCCUUCCCCUUUCCCCGAACUAAAUAGCCCUAAGACCAUUACCAUUAAUUCGUAUUUUCCCAUCAACUAGCUAAAAUUGAUUAACCCUAGGAUUAGGAUCCUUUUUGCUUUUUUCCUCUAUGUUUACAUACCACAGUAAUUUGCUAUAGAGAAUUUUUAAUUUCUAUUAAAUAAAAAUAAGAUAAUAUAAGAUAUUAUUACUGGAAUAAAUUGCUAUUUGAUUUGAUACAUUGUGAUCCUUAACGUUGAUGAAUUAAGAAAAACGGAAAGAGAGGGAUUCGAACCCUCGGUAAACAAAAGUCUACAUAGCAGUUCCAAUGCUACGCCUUGAACCGCUCGGCCAUCUUUCCUACAUAACUUAUUAUGGAAAAUAAACUGAGUGAAUAGCGAGUUUUCUUAUUCCUGCAGUACAGGUACAACCGCAACCGCUCGGGGGUUCCCUAGUUCUAUUGGAAAAAUUCCUUUUGAUCUAGGUGGAAGGAUACAGGAUUUUUUACUAGAAAUUGCGCUCGCUAUAAAAUAAAAGUUUUAAUUUAGGUUUUCCCGCAACUAAAGAAAAAGAGAAUGCAAGAAUUCUUCUUAUUGCAUAAUAAAAUAAAGAAACCUUAGAAUUCCGUUUGCAUAAGAUACGCUACACCAUUGAAAUCAAAAAUAGAGUAUGAGACAAUUAAUAACUUUGAAAACACGAAAUAGUUGAUGACAUAAGUUGUUGUUCAGAAAUAGGAAAGUGGAAUGAAAUCCAGUCUUAGUCAAAUAUUGCAUAUCUCUUCGUGUCCAAGCAGAAGGAAAAGGAUACAAUUUGAGCUGAGCGGAAAAUCCAUAUCUCUCUUAUCCAUUUAAAACAUAUGGAUUUAGAGCAUAUGGAUCAAUCUAUUUAUAAUUAUAAGAAUCGAAUGUGUUUGUUUUUAUGUUAUUUUGUGAAGGAAUGAAAACAAUUCUAUAUAGAAUGGCUUGGGAAUUAUGCCUAGAUCCCGUGUAAAUGGAAAUUUCAUUGAUAAGACCUUCUCAAUUAUAGCCAAUAUUUUAUUGCGAAUAAUUCCGACAACCUCAGGAGAAAAAAAGGCAUUUACUUAUUAUAGAGAUGGGAUGUUGGCUCAAUCCGAAGGAAAUUAUGCGGAAGCUUUGCAAAAUUAUUAUGAAGCUACGCGACUAGAAAUCGAUCCCUAUGAUCGAAGUUAUAUACUCUAUAACAUAGGCCUUAUACACACAAGCAAUGGAGAGCAUACAAAGGCUUUGGAAUAUUAUUUCCGGGCACUAGAACGAAACCCCUUCUUACCGCAAGCUUUUAAUAAUAUGGCCGUGAUCUGUCAUUACCGAGGAGAACAGGCCAUUCUAGAGGGUGAUUCGGAAAUUGCGGAAGCUUGGUUUGAUCAAGCUGCUGAAUAUUGGAAACAAGCUAUAGCGCUUACUCCGGGAAAUUAUAUUGAAGCACAAAACUGGUUGAAGAUUACGAAGCGCUUUGAAUUUGAAUAAGACCAUGCUCCUUUUUUUUCCUAAAAUGGAUGGUUUGGUUGUUGAUCCAUUAAUCAAAUAAAUUAGGUCGUAAGAUCGAAUCAAGAAUUUCAUUAUAUCCAUUUCUUAUACCUUCUAUUUUAUAAGAUAUUUCAUAAGAAUAAACCAUAGGGAUAGGGUCUAGAAUAGAAGUAAUAAAGUGAAUAAAAAAAAGGGGGCCAAUCUAAAUAUUGCUAAUAUAUUAGAACCAUCUUAUUAAUAAUUCUAAUGAGUUAUCUUGGAAUUUAGAAUCAAAUAAAAAAUAAAAAACCCUAUAUUAUGCUCAAGGAAAGUAGAUAUAGAUAGGAGCUUAUGCCCUAAAAAAAAAUACACUAGUUUCUUAAAUUUAAAA